Molecule: messenger RNA, 1011 nt
Organism: Haemonchus placei
Lineage: Eukaryota; Metazoa; Nematoda; Chromadorea; Rhabditida; Trichostrongylidae
Source: the annotation of a GenBank genome assembly
AUGCAACGACUUCUGCAACUAUUUCUUGGCUACGUAAUGAUCGCCGUCAUUUCUGGCAUCACCUGUAAUCACCUUAACAGCCGUGGUCACUGCGUUUACAAGGGCCCAGAUAAAAGGAACUGGGAACAAUCAGAGGCUUAUUGCGAGUCACGAUAUGGUCAACUCCCAUCCAUUCACAACGAAGUAGAUAUCGCCGCGAUUAAAGCGCUUGGAGAUGCUGGCGAAUGCAAAUCAUACUGGACGAUUGGGCAAUGCAGGCAUGGCAAAUGUUCAUGGAGAGAUGGCUCAUCAUUCAAUUUGAAGAAGGGUGAAGGAAGAUUAUGGGGUACGACAGAUUGCAGGAAAGAAAAAUGCUUUGUCUGUGAAACCAGUAAGGUGAUGAGCGACUGUGAGGACUGGUACAAGGCUGGGUACAAAGAUGAUGGUGAAUACAGCAUUGUCGUCAACGGUAAGCCUUUCAAAGUCUAUUGCGACAUGCAUACUGCUGGAGGCGGAUGGGUUGUGUUUCAGAGAAGGGUAAACGGCAGUGAAUCAUUCUGGGAUCGUAACUGGACGGAGUACAGACAUGGAUUUGGUAAGAUUGGGAUGAACACUACUUUCUGGUUGGGCAACGAGGCUCUCCACCAGCUCACUUACAAGGACCCCAAUGUGACUAUGAGAGUUGAAAUGAGAGGCGACAGAACGACGGACGCCAAGAAUCCUAAUGGAUACUGGUGGAACCACUACUUCAAAUUUCGGGUUGGACCUGAGGAAACCAACUACACACUCGAAAGGCUCUAUAUCAACUGGAAGAACAUUCAGGGAAAUGCGUCAAUUGCAAGACAUGAUAUGACCUAUUCUGUUGGAGCAAAGUUUUCGACUGUCGACAGGAUCAAUGAUCCAAGACCCGAAUGCAUAACGCAGCAUAAAAUGGGGGGGUGGUGGUUACGUAACUGCGCACUGGCGACCUUGAACGGAGCUUAUGACAUAUCGGAUCAAUCCACUGAUGGAUACAACGAUGGUAAGCAUUGA